Molecule: messenger RNA, 2624 nt
Organism: Salvia hispanica
Lineage: Eukaryota; Viridiplantae; Streptophyta; Magnoliopsida; Lamiales; Lamiaceae
Product: hyperosmolality-gated Ca2+ permeable channel 1.2-like
Cellular component (GO): plasma membrane
Molecular function (GO): calcium-activated cation channel activity
Source: RefSeq, a predicted model, not a curated record
AUUCUUUAAAAUUGAGGAAAAAAGAAGUUGCCGAAAUUUGCUUCUUCAGAAUAUUCCAGAAAAUCUCAGUUUUGUUGCUGCUCUCUCUCUCUGUAUCUCUCUCUCUUCCUGUGUAAUUCGGUUAUGAAGAAUAACUUUUAAGUGAUUAAUAGGCUUUUGAAUUUUGGAUUUUCGACGCAGCAUCAAUUCUCCAUCGGAAGUUGAAUAGUUGUGUAGAGGUUGAAAGAUGGCUACGUUUGGGGAUAUAGGAGUUGCAGCGGGCUUGAACAUUCUCUUUGCUGUGGCUUUCCUAAUUGCAUUUGCUAUUCUACGCCUUCAGCCGAUUAAUGACGGGGUAUAUUUCCCCAAAUGGUAUCUCUUGGGUGUGAGAAACGGUCCUUCACAGCAAGGCUCAUUUGUGACCAAAUUCGUAAAUUUAGACUGGAGAUCAUAUAUUAGGUUUCUGAAUUGGGUGCCGGAUGCUCUAAGAAUGCCUGAACUGCAACUUAUUGAUCAUGCAGGGCUGGAUUCAGCUGUCUAUUUGCGGAUUUACUUGCUGGGACUUAAGAUAUUUGUCCCAAUUGCUUUACUUUCAUGGGCUAUCCUCGUGCCAAUUAACUGGACAAACAACACUUUGGAAAAUGGUGGUGCAAGUAAGAAGCUAGAGUACAGUAACAUUGACAAACUUUCUAUUUCAAAUGUUCCAUAUGGAUCACCAAGGUUUUGGACUCAUAUAGUGAUGGCCUACGCAUUUAGUUUCUGGACUUGCUAUAGUUUACGGAAUGAAUAUGCAAAAGUUGCGGAAAUGCGUUUACACUUUCUUGCUUCUAAAAAACGCCGUCCUGAUCAGUUCACUGUUCUCGUGAGAAAUGUGCCACCAGAUCAAGAUGAAUCAGUUAGUGAAGCGGUGGAGCAUUUUUUCUUGGUCAACCAUCCAGAUCACUAUCUAACUCAUCAGGUUGUAAUCAAUGCGAAUAAGCUUGCGAAACUGGUACAGGAGAAAAAAAGUAACAAAAAUUGGCUUGACUAUUACCAGUUAAAAUUUGAAAGAAAGAAAUCAAGGCCAAUGACAAAGACUGGCUUUCUUGGCCUUUGGGGAGAGAAAGUGGAUGCUAUUGAUCACCAGAUAGCUGAAAUUGACAGGUUAACUAAGGAAAUAGCUGAAGAGCGGAAGAGGGUAAAAAGUGAUCCUAAGUGCAUCAUGCCAGCAGCAUUUGUUUCCUUUAAAACUAGGUGGGGUGCUGCUGUUUGUGCUCAAACACAACAAUCUAGAAAUCCAACUCUGUGGUUAACAGAUUGGGCUUCGGAACCACGUGAUGUCUACUGGGAUAAUCUUGCUAUCCCCUAUGUUUCACUGACUAUUAGGAAGCUUAUCGUCAGUGUUGCUUUCUUCUUCCUCACAUUUUUCUUCGUGAUUCCUGUGACUUUUGUGCAAUCUCUGGCAAAUAUAGAGGGUAUUGAAAGAAGAGCACCAUUUCUCGAGCCGAUAAUUGAAGUUCCCUUUAUCAAGUCUGUAGUACAAGGAGUUUUACCUGGUAUUGCCUUAAAGAUUUUCCUCCUUGUUCUACCAACAAUACUGAUUAUGAUUGCGAAAUUGGAGGGUUUGCUGUCAAUAUCAGCUAUGGAGAGGAUAUCUGCUUCCCGAUAUUAUAUCUUCAACUUUAUCAACGUCUUCCUUGUGAGUGUAAUUGCUGGAACUGCAUUUGAACAACUUGAUAGUUUUCUUCGACAGUCAGCAAAUGACAUAACUAGAAUAAUUGGUGUGGCGAUCCCUAUGAAAGCAACAUUUUUCAUUACUUACGUGAUGGUGGAUGGAUGGACUGGUGUUGCCGGAGAAAUCUUUAGACUGACACCCCUGAUACUGUUCCACCUAAAAAAUUUCUUCCUGGUGAAGACGGAAAAGGAUAGAGAAGAGGCAAUGGAUCCAGGAAGCAUCGAAUUUCAUAUGGCCGAACCACGGUUACAAUUAUAUUUUCUUCUAGGCCUUGUCUAUGCUGUGGUCACCCCUAUUUUCCUUCCGUUCAUAUUGGUUUUCUUUGUUUUGGCUUAUGUCGUAUUUCGCCAUCAGAUCAUAAAUGUAUACAACCAAAAAUACGAAAGUGCUGCGUCAUUUUGGCCGGAUGUCCACGCACGUAUAAUCUAUUCAUUGGUCUUUUCUCAGAUUAUGCUAAUAGGAUUGAUGAGUACCAAAGGGAAUUCCCAGUUCACGCCAUUCCUCAUCGCUCUUGUAGUGUUGACCAUUUGGUUCCAUUUGUUCUGCAAAGGCCGUUACGAACCUGCUUUUGUUAGAUAUCCUUUGCAGGAGGCAAUGAUGAAAGACACGCUGGAACGUGCAAUAGAGCCGAACCUGGAUCUGAAGAGUUAUCUCCAGAGUGCCUACAUCCAUCCUGUGUUUAAAAACGAAGACGAGGAAAAAGAUGGAGAAGAUGAUGAGAAGAUACAAGAGAGUUUGCUUGUAGCCACGACGAGGUCACGAAGAAAUACACCUGCUCCCAGUAAAUGUAGUGAUGGAUCCUCACCUUUACUCCCAGAGUCUGUUUCUGAAAAUGCAGGCUCUCAACGAUUGUGAUUGUCAAAAACUGUAACUGAAUGAGAAAAAUAGAUAAAUUUUCGUGUUAUAUACAAAUGAUUGGAUGUGAAUACUA